UUUUAGAGGCAAUUAUGCAUGUGAUUACAUUAUUUUACCAUUGUUAUCAAAACAGUACAAUUAUAAUGCAAUCUAACAUGGGGGCAGUCUUUGUGUAGGAUUUGUGUAUUUUAGUUUAUAAAGUUUGUAUUCAUCUUUUGUGCACAAACUCUGAUACUAGGUCAUUAAUUUGAAUUGUUUACACCAAUUUUGUAUUUUAGUAGAGAAUUCAUGUUACUACUGCUCAAUUUCCUUUUCAAUUUCAUUAGACUCAGAAUUGAGACUGCAAAUUCCAAGACAUCAUUGUGCCUGAUAUUUUUCAGACUAAUAUUACAUAUUUUUCAUAAUAUUAUUUGUUCAGACUAAUAUCAAACUAGCUUGACCAUAUUUGUAUUACAGUUAAUCUUCCAUGAAACGUGUGAGUUACUGAAAAAGUGUUGAACUAUGGCUAAAUCGCAAAGAAGUAAACGUGAAAAACAAAAAGAUUUUGUUAAGAAGAAAGUCAAAGUUGGCAAGACUUUGCAGAAACCUCAGAAUGAAACCAUUACCACCUUCAAGACUCGGUCAAUCCUCAUUCUUGAACAGCUAGCAGAAAAGGAAGCUGGUUCAAAUGUCACUAAAAAGCGUUAUACUCUAUCGGAAUUGUGCUCCAGACUUGGUCAGAAGAACCCUAAUCAGAAGUUGGACGCAUGUCAGGGCAUCAAUGAACUCUUUGGGAAGUUGUCCAGUGAACAGACACGUCUGGGUCUAUCAAGCCUCAUGCCUGCCCUGUGUCCCUGCCUGCUGGACGAUGACAGCAAAGUACGGACAACAACAAUCCAGUUGUUUGAGCUGCUCAUUGACAAGGUGGGCUGCAGCAGCAUGCGGUCACACUUCACGCUGCUAGGUCGUCACGCUUCAUGCGGUCUCGUCUCCCUGCACAGCGACGUGCAAGCCUCAGCCCUGCAGCUGCUGCACGUGCUGCUCAGGAAGACGCCGCAGCUGCUGCCCCUGCACGCCCCCACCAUCCUGCCUAACCUCCUCAGGCUCCUGGGGGCCAAGACAAAGAGCGGAGUGUCUCUUCAGAAAGUCUUCACGGAGGGCAUAGGAGGUAACCUCUCAGUACCGAACCCUCUCAAAAAGCUGAACAACUCCACAAAUGAUAAGAAAGACAAGAAAGAUAAGAAAGAGAAAGCAAGUAAAGGUGAGGAGGACAUGGUUGUGAUGCCUGGCGAGAUGAGCAGCAAGCACAACAGUUUGCUGUGGCAGCUCGACGUGCUGGUGCUCGUAUCAGGACUCCUGCAGCACCACACCAGCAGGAGUGUCGACUCCAGACCCAUGGGGCGCUGGCAGAUGUUGCUGGAGAGCUGCCGGACGACCACCACAGGGGCGGGGGGCGGCAUGGGGGCGCUGGGGGACGGCGUCGCCCACACGUCCAGCGCCUCGCUGCUGUGCCACCCCACCAGGCUGAGGACUGUCUGCCUCACUGUGAUGACCAUGGUGCAGUCGCUGUGGUGCAGCUUUGUGCCUCACACCACAUCUAAACAAUCAGGUGGCGUGGUGGCGUGGUUCCAUGCCCUGACCGUGGAAGUGUUCGGUGCGCUGUUGUCCUGCCACUUCCCCUUCCACUACGCCGACCUCGCGCACGGCGGCAAGGCAAAGAACAAAUGCACGUACGAAGCUCGGCCGCAACUGUCCUGUGAUGACCUCAACAUCAACGUCGCUACAGUCGCCGUACAGUUCAGACUGUUUGAUGCGAGACACAGUCACUCCUUGGUGCAGUACAUUCAGGGUGAGUCAGAGCUGACAACACCUACACAGUCACUCCUUGGUGCAGUACAUUCAGGGUGA
Messenger RNA from Hyalella azteca, 1809 nucleotides. Its product is annotated as pre-rRNA-processing protein ipi1. NCBI's taxonomy places the organism in Eukaryota, Metazoa, Arthropoda, Malacostraca, Amphipoda, Hyalellidae. Gene Ontology annotation, cellular component: nucleus; MLL1 complex. The record is from RefSeq and is a predicted model, not a curated record. Bases 424 to 1809 code for a protein of 461 amino acids. The transcript has 10 exons.